Messenger RNA from Trichoderma asperellum CBS 433.97, 1392 nucleotides. The record is from RefSeq and is a predicted model, not a curated record. Lineage: Eukaryota; Fungi; Ascomycota; Sordariomycetes; Hypocreales; Hypocreaceae.
AUGGCCUGUUCGAAUGAUACGGAACAGGGCGAGGAAGAUACGCGCGAGAGCGAGAUAGGACCCUCGCGCUCUCGCUCUCCCUCUACCACAGAUUUUAUCAUGUUACCAGUAAUCAAUCAGUCGUCCGGCCUGUGCUGCGCGCCUGCAAGCCUCAUGGCCAUGUGCAAAUCCUCGGCUUACUGCCUUUAUCCGCGUGCAUGUCGCUUCACUCGUAUCAUCGUACUACCAACCCACGCAAAAGUCCCUAUCUUGGUCCUAUCUGGAUGCUUGAGGAUUGCUAUCUCGGCCGGCAUCCGUCAUAUCUGCAUCAGGGAGGUACAGUACCUAUGUGCCGCUAACGGUUGCAACAACGCCAACCACUUGGGUAAUUUUGAUACAGUCUAUCGAUCCUUUCAAGCAGGAGUGCUGGUCAUCUUCGAUAAAAACGGCGUUGCAGAACUGUAUCAGGAUUACGGAGCACUGUCGCUGGGCUCCGCACAAGGCCGCGCAAAAGUAUGGAGUACGAGGAUCAUUGCCUGCAGGAACCUAGCGCCGCCAUAUGCAUCCGGCGGGAUGGACAAGUACCUGCGUCACUGGCCCAAGGUUACACAGUACAUACACGCACACAUGGUGACCCGUGCAGAGUUCGGACGGCGGCGGCUGGCCACGAGGCCACACGAUCGAGAGGGUGGCCUGAGCGGCGCAGAGUUCUUUUUUUGGACGGGCAACGCUGUGACAGCCGGAAUGCUGGGGCGCUGCUUGUGCGUGGUUGACUUUUUUUGGCGAUUGCGAGAGAAAGGCACGGCACCGAGGGACCUGAAAGCGUCAGGCAAGGGAUUUCAUGGCAACCCCAGACACCGCCCUGUAUCAUGUAGCAGCAGUGGGUGGCGGCCGUGGUACAGCGAAUCACAUGCGCACGAGGCUCAGCUUCUGCUGAUCUCUGGAUGGAGAGGCGAGGCGAGGCGAGGCGAGGGGAUUCACUCGCAUGCGACUCUAAUAAUGAGCGCUGCCCAGUCUCUGCAGCACAUUCUGUGUACGAGGCAUAGCUGCCCCCACCACAGAGUCAUCCCAGCAGCUCGAGAUUGGCCGGAGUCCCCAAGUCCGCCUUCUGGGGCUGAGGGGACCCAGCCGUCAAUCAGCACCAAGGAUACUACUGGCGAACUGCGAGGCGAGCAAAGACGCACGCGUGCCAGAGCGCUGGGAGGAGCCGAGGCCACGGAGGACCCUCCCUACGGCGCACGGAGCAGCCUCGGGUCAGGGCCGAGAACCCUCCAAGUGGGUGGGCUUUGGGUGAAGCUCAUCCCCCGCUGGACAUACACCCCUUCCCAACAUGCACAUCAAGUAGGACACUAUACGUUAUUAGCAUCACGACGGAAAAUUGAGUCUGGGAGGGAUGCGAUAGCGAUGCGGUGA